UCGCCGGAAAGAGUUAGAAACGUUGACAGGGACAGAAAGCGCUAGAUAGAGUGCGAAAGUGCAAAAAAAAAAAAACCACAAGUCUACAGACACUUAAUACGUAUGGUGUGUUGAAGCGUGGAGGAACUAAGCGUCAGCGACUGUAGUGAGUUUUUCCCUGAUAAUACCAUCCAUCAUUCCUGGGAUUCGACAGUCUCCGCUGACACGAAGUUCACGAAGGUGUCUAUGACACAAGGUGUGGACGACAGUCCAAAAGCGUAGUGAUCCUUCCCAUUAUUGAAUGCAUAACACUCAACCCAUCACACAGGCUGCAUAACGAGGGGGACAGGCUGUUAUGUAUACUUACAUCGAGGCAUUGCAGUCAGGCAUUCCCUGUUCUAUUGGAAAAUCCCAGUCACCCCAUCGUAAAGGGACCACAGUUCCCAGAGGAACUGUAUGGAAUAAUGUCUGAAGAAAGGAGCUAGAGCUUGGACAACAAACAGUGUUUCAUGGCAUGUGCCUUGGGCUCAACAUCAUCAGCAAAAUCGUAAUCAACAGUCAAAUUGGUUUGGAAACAUCUGGAUAUAGAGCAUACAAAACAGUGCUUAUCAAACUUUUUCAAGUUGUAUUAAGUCAUGAAGCUUACAUUUGGCCAGACUGCUGUUUUUGUCCUAUUUAAUUUAAAUUAACCAAUCGAAUCGAAAUAAGCCAAAUGUGUGGUAGGUAAGCGAAUGGACCAAAUGUUUUAAAUCCCCACAUAUAUAAGUUGAUUCAGUAGUCGAUUAAUAAUCAAGUGUUGGUGCAUUUUAUUGAUGAUUUAUUUUAUUUGCUUUUAGAUCACGUGGUAUCCCUGAUCCACAGUUUGAGAACCAUUGAUAUAGAGACAUGUUCACAUCUGUAGCCCUACAACUCUCUCCUUCUCGUUUUCAUUCGUCUUAUCCUUUCUAUCUGUGCAUUUGCCCCUGAGGAGCCCUGCAUCAACACACGCGCCUCAUUCCCCCACCUGACUCUUUCUCCCUUCCACGAUAACCUCUCAUACCUUUCCUAUGAUUCUUUCCUCUCUCUCUCCCCCUGUGUAAUGUCCCAUUUAUAAUGAAGCCUUUAAUUAACGAUUCACGGUUCUGAAUUAGAUUCUGGUUCAGUGACUGUAUGGGACUCUGGAUCCCUGCAGAUGCAGUGACCUUUGGAGAGGGCCAGACUGCUGCUCUGUGAACAUCACUGGCCUACCACCUUUACUCUCACACACACACACACAAUCCAUGUCUACCGUCGAUCUCCCGGCAGCAAUGGUGAUUGGUAAAUGUCAGCGCUCAGGCCAUUGAAUUACAUGGUUUAUUAGAAUUGGUGUUCGGGAUCUUCGUCCAUCAGAAAGGAUCAGGUCAGCCCACAAGCUUUCUUCUCUUCUUACAGCCCUCAGCAAACUGUGGAUCUUAUUUUUGAUUGGUGGGAUUAUCGCUUUCUCUCUGCACCGGGCUUGAGGGUCUUACCGACACAUUUGGCAGGACUACACAGAAUCCAAAAUCCUGUUACACAUUUCACGUGGAUAAAUUAAAGGAGAUUAUUUUGCGUUAAAGUUGCAUUUCUUUGGCUGUUCUUUACAGCACGUGUUUUACUAGCGGACAUCGCUGAAGACAUUUAAAGGGCUGGAAGGACAGUUUAACAAAAGUGACAAAAAUGAAUAAAUCGUGAAGGGGAAGUCAGUGUUAGUUCUUCACGCAGAAGAAAACGCUUUAUCCCACCCCUAGCUACCUGCUGACUCCGAACGAAGGAGAGCUAGAAUUGAAGUCUGACAGUUGCAGCCUCUCUGGCUCUCGAGCUUCACGGUUUGUUUAUGUAUUUGCUUUGUUGUUUGCGUUUCUCAUCCCCCUGUGCCCGUGUCAUGCUCUGUUGCCGGCGUGCCAUCCUGGAGCAAUGCCUGUCCCAGAGAUGGCUUUGAGCCCGGUGAAGUCGCUGUACUGGGAGGUGUUCCCCCCCAUGGCCACGAACAGAGUGUACUGCACGCCCGUGCUCUGGGCCGGACGCCUAUAUGUGCUGGGGGGUUGCAGAGAGAACGGCCUGCCUCUGGACUCGGCCGAGGUGUUGGAUUUGGAGAGCCAGAGAUGGUGCGAACUACCCCCUCUCCCCACUGCCCGGGCGGGGGCAUCGGCCGUGGCAGUUGGAGAUCAGCUGAUGGUUAUGGGGGGCAUGGAUGAACAACAAAGCCCACUGGCUUCAGUAGAAGUGUAUCACCCUGAUGAAGGCAAAUGGGAGAGGAAGACAGGACUGGGGCAACCCUCCAUGGGCAUCACCACACUGGAGAAAGAUGGCAAGGUGUAUGCCUUGGGUGGGAUGGGAGCAGACACGACCCCUCAGGCCUCUGUAAGAAUUUAUGAGCCGACAAAGGACCAGUGGCUACACCUCACCUCCAUGCCGACCCCUCGAUAUGGAGCUUUUUCUUUCUUGCAUGGGAACAAAAUUUAUGUUCUUGGUGGACGGCAAGGCAAGCUGCCAGUUACCGCAUUCGAGGCCUUCGACCUGGAGAUGAAGAGCUGGACGCGGUACCCGUGCAUCCCCAGCCGAAGAGCUUUCUCCUCAUGCGCUGCUACCGACAGGGCCUUCUUCAGCCUGGGAGGACUUCAGCAGCCCGGGCCCCAUAACUUUUACUCCAGACCUCACUUUGUUUCCACUGUGGAGGAAUUCGAUUGCGAGCAGGGUGUGUGGUUGAAGGCUACGCGGAGCUGUCGGAUGAGAGAAAAGCGGGCAGACUUCGUAGCCGGCUGUCUCGGCGGGCGGGUCAUCGUUGCAGGGGGACUCGGUAACCAGCCAACGCCGCUGGCAUCGGUGGAGAGUUAUAACCAGCUGAAGAGGAGAUGGGAAGCUGUUCCGCCGUUACCCAGCCCUCGCUGCUCAUGUGCCUCCAUUCAGACCCAAAACAUGCUGUUUCUCAUCGGAGGGGUAUGCCAGGGUCCCAGCAAUGCCGUGGAAGCCCUCUGUUGGAAAGAGACCGUCUGACACACAUACACUUGAACAAAUACCGAAAUUCUCACAUGCUGUACUCUCCCGAGCAUACGCUCUGGAAACACACACGUGAAGAAGCCAAGAGGACGUGUAUGUAAACAUUUACAAACUUUUCCUGCAGGAGAUGCGUCAGCUUUAUACUUUGAAAUUUGGAGACAAUCUUCUGGAGCUUGUGGACGGUGUUCUGGAUGGAAGACGUUUGGAUUUUAGAUAAGCAAAAAUAUAUUAAUGCAUAACUCAACUAUCAUAAUAUAUAUUUAUAUAUAAUAUAUGUGUUAUUAAACAUAAAUUAAAUAAUAUAUACAAUAGUACAUAUAUAAACUAUACACAAGAUAGACCUGUACACAGAAAGACACACUAGACUCCAGACGCCUUUGAACUGUACAGCUACAGCAUUUUUCAGUAUCAAAGCAGGGUAACUUUCUGGCAAACUAAAGAGGAACUUAGGGCCAUAUCCACCAAGCUGCCAAGGCACCUGUCUUAAGGUAGCAUGUUUAGCACUUUUUGUAUUUUUGACAAACAGAGGAUGUGCUGUGCGAGACCUGGAGGCGGAUGCAAGCGUGUGCGUUUUUGUAUCUUCACGUGUGGAACAUUUAGCGAUGUUAUGACUCUUAUAAUUCACUAUUGCAUACACUGUAGCAAGAGACAGUAGAGAUGAAGAGAAUGUAAAUCAUCUGGCCAGUCAGAUAAAAGAGUGUUGCGGGUUCAAAACAAGUUAAGCUUUAUCGAUUACCACAUAUAAUCAUUUGCACUUGUUUCUGAAACAAGCAGUUAUUGGGUUUACAGUAAUAGACUUAUAUUGAAGGCAGUCUCAACAUGUUUUAUUUAAAACAGUGCAUUAUCUAAAUUACCUUACCCCCACAUACACACAUUGACAGCUGUUUUUUUUUUUUUUUGAGUGUGUACGACUACAUAAAAUUACCCCAGCAAGUGAUUUUUGCAGAUUUUGUAAAAAAAAAAUUCUUGCAACUAUAUUUUUAAGUUCAAUCAACUUAAAAAUUACAAUUAAUUUUAACUUUCUUGACCAAUAUGGAAUUGCUAUAGAUAAUUAAAUUAAAGGUGCAGUGUGUAAUUUUUAAAAGGAUCUCUUGACAAGAAUGCUAAAUAAUAUACAAAACUAUAUUAUAAGGGGUGUAUAAAGACCUUUUAAUAAUGAACCAUUAUGUUUUUAUUACCUUAGAAUGAGACGUUUUUAUCUACAUACACAGAGGGUCCCCUUACGUGGAAGUCGCCAUUUUGUGCCGCCAUGUUUCUACAGAAGCCCUUAAAGGACAAACUUUUUUUACUAAAUUGUCUCAGUCGAUGACAUGUUUUUCCGGUGGCGGCUACUGUAGCUUCUCUAUGCGUUUCAAAAGCGAGGGAAGAGCAGUGGACUGAGCCAUGGGUUGCAAUUCACAACCUCACCACUAGAUGUCGCUAAAACUUACACACUGCACCUUUAAGUUGAAUUAUUAAUUUAUAGCAACGCUAUACUUACUCGUCAAGAAAGUUUCAAUUAAUUGUAAUUUUUUAGCUGAUUAAACUUAACAUUUUAGGUGCAAAUAGGAAUUUUACAGUAUAUCUGUACAGUGAUGUGUUCAGGGAUUAAAAUAAAUAUUUGAAAAGCUCAGAAGCAAAAUCUACUAAAGCCACCUCCACCUUUGACCAAAAGCUUGCGACACGUAUUAUACGUUCAUCAAAUACUUUUCCUUCAAAUCCACUUAAUCCCGACCUCAGGCCAUUCAGAAAUACCGGUUUGUUGGAAGAAUCUGUUAAACGCCACAUUGAAUUUAAGUGCACGGCAGAAGAAUUGGAUGAACCACAGCGUGCAUACAUUGGAUAUCAAUUGUUGAGUCGCAAGAGUUUUUUUUAUCAAAUAUAUUAGGAUAUUGACUGGAUUUUUUUAGCCGUUUACCUUUAUUCCCAAAAAAGACAGUGAAGAGCGACUGGAGACUUUUUACAAGUGUAGAUUUUUGCCAAAAGCAUGUAUGCACUUAGAGGGUUUUGCAGCGAAUGACAGCUUAAUGUUAAAUACCAAUGAAAUGACUAACUGACAUAAAAUAAGGCAUUUAAAUUACUGACUAAUAAUCUUUUAAUUGCCAUUAAAGUUUUUUUUGUAUAUGUGCUCCCUGGGAAUAAAACCCAUUAUCUUUGCAUUGUUAAUGCAAUGCAUCACCAAUUAAGCUACAGGAGGAAUAUAAAAUUAAAGAGCAAUAGGCAAUUUAUAUACAGUGCUAAUCAACAGCAUACUAGUUGUUGUUUACAGAACUUAUCUUGUUUUAAUCCCUGAACACUUCUUUAAUACCAGCCACGUCUUAAAAAGCUGGAUUAAAGUCUGAUUGGAGUAAACUAUUGACACCACCACCUUGUUAAAACGAGCAUUGUUAAACACCUCAAAAACACAGGAGAUGUUCCCGCUUCAGUUUAGAGAAUGCAGUGCAACCGUUGAAUCCACAAAUGAUGGCUUUCUGCCUUUCGGGUCAUAUUUAAUUAGAAGCUAGCUCCUUGGGGUAAACGCUAAUUAGAUCUAGUCGUUGUGUUUGCAAUAGAAGGCUCGCAGACAAGCAUUAACUGUUUCUGAGUGACCCAUUUACACAAGGAGGGAUGAAUGCUCUUAAGAGACAUGCCAGAGCUCAUUUUUUGUAAUUUCGAUGAGCUAAAACCUUAGAUGCAGAUCUCACAUGCCUUGCUUUCGGUUCACUUGUGAGGGCCCUUCAUUCCCCCCGCCCAUGAUCUGACAAGCGUAUCGGGUCACUGGGUUUAUUUAGCAUGCCGAACUUGUGCAUGUCAGGAAUUCGGAAUGAAUUCAGGUGCAUCUCUGCGAUGACAGGUCAAUACAAGUUUGAUUUAUUUGGUCUGUGUGGGUUCGUAUAAAUAUCUGUUUACCAUGAGCAGCGAAGUGACAACCGCAUACCGAUUACUGAUCGCAUUGUGGUCUCAGAUGGUUUGAUAACCGGUUGUUAUUUGGCAAAACGAUGCCUGAAGGUGUAGUAAGACCUUCAUACAUAUUCAUACCGAGUUAUGGAGAGCUUUGAGUGCGUACGUCUGUUUGUAUUUUUCGGAUAGGGUGGUAAAGACCGAAACUGUUUUGAAUGUGCUGUCUGACAAAAGUGGUUGCAUUCAAAUGACACAUGCUUGCUCACAAACAUAAGGAUCAAAGCGGCGAACACGUACAAUCCACAUUUAGAUUUAUUUUGAUUUACGCCUCCCUAAUGACUGUGAUAUUGUGCUAGCUGCCGGCGGUCUUGUGCAACAUGUCACAGCGGAAAUGCAAACCCGUGAUAGAUGGAUAUUUAUGGAGUCAUGCAACAGAAGAUUGGGAGAUGUAACAUUAGGAGAUGAGCAACUUAUUUUUAUUUUAUUUUUUUGGUCACUGGUGUUGUAUUAUUGUGGACUCUGCUGCAAAUUUACUCUAGAUUAAUAUCUCUUUUUUUAUUUAAAUGUCACUGAGUUCAAGCUCCUAGCACUCCAGGGACUGCUGAUGUGUGAGAUGAUCUGAAAGAAAGAUAAUGCAGAAAGAAAUAAACAGCUAUGUUUUUUUUAUACAAAUUCUGCAACAUCGCACAUAACUCAUCUCGUCUCAUUUAAGCUGACUAUAUAAAAUAGAAACACUAUAGACUUUGUUUGUUAGUACUUCUAAAACACUCAGAGGAGAAUUUGCAUUUUCAGUCUGUGAUUUCUAAUUGGUUUUUAGGAAGGUGGGUUUGGAUUUAUGAGUAAAAUAAGGUCUGUGGUCACUGGGCUUGAAGAGGCAAUCCUCUUUUGUUUUAAGGAACAUAAAUUACACACAGUCAUGACUCUUAACAUGAAUAAUAAAUGCAAGUUGCUUGUGUUUAUGUGCCCAAUGCUCAAUGCUUCAACCCAGCGUUGGGUCAGAAAGGCACAAACUCAGCUGCUAGGUUAAAACCUAGAAAAUGUUUAUAUUUGACCCAAUAAUGGGUCAAAAUAACCCAGCAUUUUGGGUUAAAACAAUCCAACAUUACAACCCAGCGGGUUCGAUUCGUCUCUUUUUGACCCAACACUGGGUUGAAAUAACCCAGCAUUUUGUAACCCACACAGAUUGAAAUCCUUAUAAAGCACAUUGUCAGCAACAAUGUACUAUAAUGUUGAAGAACAUAACAGGAAAGUCUCUUAAAGCAAUGUUAACAAAACCAAAAACCACACAAUAAGUGCUGGAUUAUUUUUUUUUAAUCCACACUAUAAAAUGUGCUUAAAGAGGCAAUCCUCUUUUGUUUUAAGAAACAUAAAUUACACACAGUCAUGAGUAAUACAUGCAAGUUGCGGUCGCUGACUUCUCUUCCAAGGGGUGCGAAUGCAAAAUAUGUGUUCGGAGUGUCGUGUGUGAACCAUGUGCAUCACGUGUUUUGUCAAAAUAAGUGCCUGCUGCACACGCAUAGAAAGAGUUUAUGAUAAAAGAGAUUAAGCGAGUAUCCCUUUAGACGCGUCGCCACCAGACUCUUAUUUUGACAUCACACGUGAUGCACAUAAGUUUACAUGACACGCCGAACACAUAUUUUGAAUGAUGAGCAGUCACCGGCCGCCACUGCAAAUAAAUACACACAAAACAACGCUGGGGGGGUCAACCCAGCAUUGGGUCAGAAAGGGACAAACCCAGCAGGCUUUUUGCCCAGAAUUUUUUUAGAGUGCAUGGUUUGACCAAAAGGGACGAACCCAGGAAAACCCAGACAACUUCCAGCAAAUUUAGAUUUGCUCUGCAAGUAGGCUGG
Messenger RNA from Misgurnus anguillicaudatus (oriental weatherfish), 7682 nucleotides. It is a transcript of the gene klhdc8b, whose product is annotated as kelch domain containing 8B. NCBI's taxonomy places the organism in Eukaryota, Metazoa, Chordata, Actinopteri, Cypriniformes, Cobitidae. Gene Ontology annotation, molecular function: protein binding. The record is from RefSeq and is a predicted model, not a curated record. Gene Ontology annotation, cellular component: midbody; cellularization cleavage furrow; intercellular bridge. Gene Ontology annotation, biological process: mitotic cytokinetic process; nuclear chromosome segregation; mitotic nuclear division.